AUGGGGUACACAAGAUGGAAAGAGAGAAUUUCCUUCUUAAACGCCUCUCUUAAUCUCUCUAUAAUAAUCAUUAUUUUUUCUCACGCACUCCCGCUAUUUUUUCUAUCUCAUUCUCUUACUGAUCCUCACUCUCUCUCUCUCCCUCUCUCUCUCUCUCUCUCUCUCUCAGAUUAUAUUUCUUUCUCUCAGAACAUCUAUCGCUUUUAUCUUCUGUGCCUACUUCUCUUUACUUAUCUAUGGGAUUUUAACUUUUCAGUCUUUUCUUUUAUCCCUCAAAUUAUACCUCUGUUUUCUCUCGGUCUUCCCCAUUCUCUCUUUGAUAUCUCAGUAUAUAUUUUCCUCUGUCUGCUUGUUUAUGUAAUAUUAGCUUUCUUUUUCCUUUUACAACUCACUCAUUCUUUUUUUUAUUUCUUCUUUCAGUUUAUUUUUCUUUUUGUCACUAUAGCUUGCUUUUCUUCCACUGUGCGAUUCUACCCACCUAUCACUGAAUUCUUUCUUUCUUUCUUUCUUUCUUUCUUUCUUUCACAUUCUAUUUCUACCUAUCUAUCUAUCGAUCUGACUAUGUUAGUCUGUUCAUAUCUAUCUCAGACUAUUCAUAUCUAUCUAUCUAUCUAUCUAUCUAUCUAUCUAUCUAUCUAUCUAUCUAUCUAUCUAUCACAUUUUGUUCAUACUGUGUCUGUCUGUCUACUACAUACUGCUUCUAUCUAUCUAUCUAUCUAUCUAUCUAUCUAUCUAUCUAUCUAUCUAUCUAUCUAUCUUCUGUUCAAGAUGGAUUAA
Acanthosepion pharaonis is the source of this 777-nucleotide messenger RNA. The record is from the annotation of a GenBank genome assembly. NCBI's taxonomy places the organism in Eukaryota, Metazoa, Mollusca, Cephalopoda, Sepiida, Sepiidae.